AUGAGUUCUAUGGACAAGAAGCCAGAGGGAGGGAACACUGGUACUGGUGACCACAACCAGAAGACAGAGUGGCCAGAGUUGGUGGGGAAGUCGGUGGAGGAGGCCAAGAAGGGGAACACCGAUACUGGUGACCAUCACAACCAGAAGACGGAGUGGCCAGAGUUGGUGGGGAAGUCGGUGGAGGAGGCCAAGAAGGUGAUUAUGCAGGACAAGUCAGAGGCACAGAUCGUAGUUCUACCGGUGGGGACAAUUGUGACCAUGGAAUAUCGAAUCGACCGUGUCCGCCUCUUUGUUGACAGUCUCGACAAAAUUGCCCAGGUCCCCAGGGUCGGCUAG
Messenger RNA from Triticum turgidum subsp. durum (durum wheat), 336 nucleotides. NCBI's taxonomy places the organism in Eukaryota, Viridiplantae, Streptophyta, Magnoliopsida, Poales, Poaceae. The record is from the annotation of a GenBank genome assembly.